Ictalurus punctatus (channel catfish) is the source of this 5582-nucleotide messenger RNA. It is a transcript of the gene ttc33, whose product is annotated as tetratricopeptide repeat domain 33. Lineage: Eukaryota; Metazoa; Chordata; Actinopteri; Siluriformes; Ictaluridae. The record is from RefSeq and is a predicted model, not a curated record. Gene Ontology annotation, molecular function: protein binding; DNA binding. The coding region runs from base 4280 to 5113 and encodes 277 amino acids. The transcript has 2 exons. Gene Ontology annotation, biological process: DNA transposition; DNA integration.
GUGGAAGAUAACAUGGAGCUGGAAGGAGUAGAUUGGCUGCAUGCAAUCAAGCGCAGGCGUGAGGUACUGCUGGAGGACUGUGCAGCCAAGAGUAAGAGACUGAAGGAUGAGGGAGCACUGUUGGCUGAGCAAAGCAGAGGGCUGCAUUGGGAAUGGUAUCCCGUGGGCCCCAGGGGACCAAACACAAAUCUCUCUGGAGCAGGUGGUUUUACCUUUGCUGCGGUCCUGGGAUUUGGCGCGUAACAAGAAUAGAGUCAACAAAUGAAGUUGAGAAGAAAAUUAAAGCGGCUAUUUACUUCACAAAAACAAAGCAAGGCAAGUCCGACAUUUGGAAACAAUUUUCAGUUGUUACUUAAAAAAAAUAGAAAAGAAUUUAACUUUGUAAGUAUUUGUUUACAACAGGCACAAAUCUGGCACCUCUGGGUUGAUAUAUACCUGCUCCGUUCUCCAGAGUCAAAGUAAACUCUCAUUCCACAAUAAAGCCCUUCUUCCUGCUCAUAUUAAGCAAGAAACUGCAAAUAAAUGUUGCACUUUGCUGUGAAGACAUUCGUAUGACUUUGUUUCCAGGAAAGGCUUUGUUGACAUAGUUCAACAAUUUGUUAAUGUAGCUGCUAAAUAUAGCAUAUUUGAUGUAAGAGAUGCUCUGCCACAUCCAACUACUGUGUCCAGACAUCUUGAGGGAAAAGUACAGGCACUGCAGUUGUCUGUGGCAACGAAGUUGAAGCCCAUCAUUGAAACGUAUGAAUGUGACAUCACAACAGAUUACCAUAAACUUCAUUCAUAUCCAGCACCAUUCAUUACACAAACAAUGACUUUGGUCUCAUUUCGAGGGUGUUGUUUGUGGCUCUCUUCGAAAAUGGCGUGCCAAAAACAGUAGAGAACAUUUGGAACCUGCUAUUCCAGCAACUCUGUGCAUUUGGAAUAGACACAUCACUGCUAGUUGGCCUUGUUGUGUUUAUCACUGACCGUGGAGCCAACAUAGUUGCUGUCCUGUGUGGAUACACCAGGCUGAACUGCAAUGCACACAUCCUGAAUGUCAUCCUGUCCAGCAUAUUUGCCCCAGACGUGUUGGCCAAGCUCUCUGAACUGUUGACCAAUGCAAAAAAAAUCUGGUAAAAUAUUUCAAACAUUCAAUUCUGCAGAACAGCCUUGAAGACAUCCCUCAGGCAAUUUAUCGAGAAUUUACCAAUGGAAUUCAAAUUAUCAUAUGCUAGAUUCAAUACUGAAACAGCAAGAGGAAAUUUCUACAUUAACCAGUACGAAAGAAUUGUACAGCUCAAUGAAAAUAGUGGUUGCAUUUCUCAAGUUAUUCAAAGAUGCUACUGAUGACCUCGAGUCAACUCCACUCCAAGCUUAUCACUUGCACUGCAGUGGACUGUCAGACUCAUUGAACACUGCCAAGCAACAUCAUCAAGCCUGUGCUCUCCGAAGUCACUAGUGUGUGUGCCGCAAGUCUGGAAGAACAUCAGCAACUCCCCUUCACAUGAUCUACAGGAUUGCAAUGACUCCUAAAAUGCGAUUGCUACGGAUGUUGUGCCCAGAUCCAAGAGAUGACACCAUCAAAGGUGUAUAAUAUGAAUACUUAAAAUAGGCUUUAUAGUUUUAAUAUUAUGAAUAUAGGCUAUCUUGUUUGUAGACUUAUUUUAAAGUGAACCUAUAGCCUAUUUAUAUUUGUGAAAAGUCUAGUACUAAAAUAAUAAUAGGCCUAAACUUUAUUAACAUUGCACUUUUUGAAAACAACCAAAGUGCUUUGAAGAUACAAAAACAGAAAAUACACAGUGCAGUUACAAAUUAGAAUUAGUUUUAUGCAGUCAAGAAAUAGAUAAGAAACAGAUAAGACAAUAAAAAUCUUAAGAAUUGCCAAAUGAAUAAGAGCAUGAAACAAAAGAAAACUCUAAUUGUAAUAAAAAGUAAUACAUUUAAUUUUUUUCAAGAUGAUCUAAUCCAGAGGUACAAAGGAAAUUAUCCAUAAGAUAAGGUUUGACCAGGUUCCGGCCACAGCAGAGGAUAAGCCACCACCAACCAAAAAGCAAAGUCGCUCUGACCGAUUCACAGACUAGGAAGACAAUCUUCCCAGUGCUCUCAAAACUUGCACGUUUUAUUUUGAGAAUCCCUGCAUCUAGUGUGCCAUCAGAGAGGGCAUUUAGUGAGUGUUGGUAGAUCUUGGAAGAGAGAUGCACAAACCUAGGCCAAGUGAUUCAUAGUUUCAUCCAUUCGUUAAGCAUGUUUAAUGUUUUUUAGUAUUUUUUUCCCUGCUAUAUGUUAAUUAGCUACAUAAACAGAGAUUUUUUUACAUUUCCUAUUUAUUUAAUUUAAAAAAAAAUUAUAUUUAAUUUGUUUAAUCUUUAUAUAAUUUAUUUUAAGUAAUUCAAUAAUAUAUUGUUCCUUGUUGGGUUACCAGAGUUUAACUAUUAUUGUAAGGGGUGUGUGUGUGUGUUGUUACGUGUACAUUUAAAUAUGUUUUUACGCUCCGCUAGUUGUGAUGUUUUAAAAGUUGAUAGUUGAUAAAAAAUUGCCCCAAUCUGUUUGUGUUUGUCAUGUAUGGUGCUUUACUUUAGCAUUACUUUAUCUUAUGUUCAGUUUAAUUAAACAGAGUGCUUUAUGUCUGUUAUUCUGAACGCUUAGCAUAGCCCUAACAUUUGUGUAAAUUUUUCACAAUCUCUACAAGCCGUGACUGAAUGUUUGCGGGAGUGGAGACAAAUAUUGCAGGUGUAGUCGGGAGUGGAACACACAUUGCGGGAGCGGGAGUAAGAAAACAGUCCCGCGCAGGGUUCUACCACACACAAUUCAUGAAUUAUGUCUUAAUACUUAAGAAAACAUAUUGUUUGGAGGAGAGCUUAAAUAAGUAUAAAAUUAUUAUAUGUUAUAAUAAUAGGUAUUUAUAUUCAUAUGUUUUAUAUUAUAUUUACACAUAUUUACCCCAAACCAAAAAAAAAAAAAAAAAAAGACAAAGAAAAACCUCCCCAACUAGAGUCGCCUUGAUGUAUCUCAGCAAUUUCCACCACUGGCUCGACUAGACUGACUGAAAUGUUAAUCAAUAAUAAUUUUAUGGCUAAAAAUGUCUACAGUUUUCGUUGACUAAAACUAGACUAAAAUACUUAGGGUUUUCAUUGACUAAGAUAAGACUAAAAUGCCCAGAUGUUUAGUCAAGUAAAACUUGACUUUAAAAAGAUAUCAGGACUAAAUAAAAAAAAUAAUAAAAACUGUCAAGGACAUUUAUCACAGGACUAAGACAAAAUAAAAAAAUUGCUGACAAAUUAACACUAAUAUGAACAGACAAGUCUUGAAGUAAAUUACAGUAAAUAACACUUAAUAUUAGGUUGCAUAUACCUUGUUUGCUGUAUCAAACUGGCGACCCACUGACAUCUACAAACUGUUGCAUUCUUCUUUUGUGCUGCUUUUUCAGGCUUGUAGCGCAGCUUAUUUCAGUUGUCAUUGUUUUGUGGGUAUUCACACAGUCUUCAGUCUAUUCAUCAGGAGGUGAAAUACAUGCUCAAGUAGGUUUAGGUCUGUAGAAUGACUUGGUCAGUCUAAAACAUUAAAUCCCCCCCCCCUGAUGAAGUCCUUUGUUGCGUUGGCAGUGUGUUUUGGGUAAUUGUCUUGCUGCAUGAAGUUCCUUCCCAUUAGGUUGGCUGCAUUUCUCUGUAAAUUGGCAGACAGCAUGUUUCUGUACAUUUCUGAAUUAAUUCUGCUCCUGCCAUCAUGAAUUACAUUGUUAAUAAAGAUUGUGAGCCCAUUCCAGAAGCAGCUAUGCAAGCCCAAGCAAUGACACUACAGCCACCCUGCUUGUCAUGUUUUGGAUCAUGAGCAGAUCAUCUCAUUCUCUUUCUCUCACUUUGGUAAAGGUUAGUCUUGGUUCCAGAACUUUUGUGGCUCAUCUCUCUUUCUUUGCAAAUUCCAAUCUGGCUUUCCAAUUCUUACUGCUGAUGAGUGGUUUGCAUCUUGUGGUAUGGCCUCUCUAUUUCUGUUCUCAAAGUCUUCUUCGAGUGGUGGAUUGUGAUGCCUUCACCUCUGCCCUGUGGAGGUUGUUGGUGAUGUCACUGACUUUUGGGUUUUACUUCACAGCUCUCACAAUUGUAAAGUAGUGAGUGUACAGCUUGUGUAACAGUGUAAAUUUGCUGUCCCUUCAAAAUAACUCAACACACAGCCAUUAAUGUCUAAACCGCUGGCAACAAAAGUGAGUACACCCCUAAGUGAAAAUGUCCAAAUUGGGCCCAAUUAGCCAUUUUCCCUCCCCGGUGUCAUGUGACUUGUUAGUGUUACAAGGUCUCAGGUGUGAAUGGGGAGCAGGUGUGUUAAAUUUGGUGUCAGCGCUCUCACACUCCCUCAUACUGGUGACUGGAAGUUCAACAUGGCACCUCAUGGCAAAGAACUCUCUGUGGAUCUGAAAAAAAGAAUUGUUACUCUACAUAAAGAUGGCCUAGGCUAUAAGAAGUUUGCCAAGACCCUGACACUGAGCUGCAGCACGGUGGCCAAGACCAUACAGCAGUUUAACAGUACAGGUUCCACUCAGAACAGGCCUCGCCAUGGUCGACCAAAGAAGUCGAGUGCACCUGCUCAGCGUCAUAUCCAGAGGUUGUCUUUGGGAAACAGACGUAUGAGUGCUGCCAGCAUUGCUGCAGAGGUUGAAGGGGUGGUGGGUCAACCUGUCAGUGCUCAGACCAUACGCCGCACACUGCAUCAAAUUGGUGUGUAUGGCUGUCGUCCCAGAAGGAAGCCUCUUCUAAAGAUGAUGCACAAGAAAGCCCGCAAACAGUUUGUUGAAGACAAGCAGACUAAGGACAUGGAUUACUGGAACAAGGUCCUAUGGUCUGAUCAGACCAAGAUAAACUUAUUUGGUUCAGAUGGUGUCAAGCAUGUGUGGUGGCAACCAGGUGAGGAGUACAAAGACAAGUGUGUCUUGCCUACAGUCAAGCAUGGUGGUGGGAGUGUCAUGGUCUGGGGCUGCAUGAGUGCUGCUGGCACUGGGGAGCUACAGUUCAUCGAGGGAACCAUGAAUGCCGACAUGAACUGUGACAUACUGAAGCAGAGCAUGAUCAGUAUUCAUUAUUCCAGCAUGAUAACGACCCCAAACACACCUCCAAGACGACCACAGCCUUGCUAUAGAAGCUGAGGGUGAAGGUGAUGGACUGGCCAAGCAUGUCUCCAGACCUAAACCCUAUUGAGCAUCUGUGGGGCAUCCUCAAACAGAAGGUGGAGGAGCACAAGGUCUCUAAUAUCCACCAGCUCCGUGAUGUCUUCAUGGAGGAGUAGAAGAGGACUCAACUGGCAACCUGUGAACCCAAUUUGGACAUUUUCACUUAGGGGUGUACUCACUUUUGUUGCCAGCGGUUUAGACAUUAAUGGCUGUGUGUUGAGUUAUUUUGAGGGGACAGCAAAUUUAUACUAUUAUACAAGCUGUACACUCACUACUUUACAUUGUAGCAAAGUGUCAUUUUGUCACAUGAAAAGAUAUAAUCAAAUAUUUACAAAAAUGUGAGGGGUGUACUCACUUUUGUGAGAUACUUUAACAACUGACAGAAGAUGAAGCAAUGGCUAAAAACUUCAGAGGGGUGGGGGUGCACAACCAUAAGCUGUGGAUU